AUGACGGUCGUCUUCCGCCGUCUAACGCCACAAGACGCUGUUCUCUAUCGUCUCAUCCGACUUCGCGCACUCGUAGACUCCCCACACGAAUUCAGCAGCACAUUCACUCGCGAACUUGCCUUUACGCUUGAUACAUGGACGGUCCGACUGCAAAACGCGGAAGCAGCAACAUUUAUCGCAUACGACUCUCCUCCACCCGAUAUAAACUUGGAUGGCGAAACGAAGGCAGUAGGAGAGACGCUGGAAUGGAAGACCCCAGAUGAAUUCGCCCUCCCAACGACACACGACGACCGAUUCGCUGCGUAUAAAGGGAUGAUUACAUGCAUUCGAUCGUUUGAAUCUCCCUACGAGGACGCGUUCGUAGUCGGUUUUUGGGUACUACCUGCAGCGCGCAGCCAAGGUAUUGGUCGCACGCUUGUCAAUCAUGCACUCGAGUGGGCAAAAAGUCAUGACGGAGAUAACAUUCCAUUCAAAAGGGUUCUUCUCGACGUUGUAAAGAAUAAUGUUCCGGCGAGGCGUGCCUAUGAAAGAUGUGGUUUUGUCGUACAAGGAGAGAGUCCAGAGGACGCAAAAGAGACAAACACAGACCCAUUGUGCUUGGAGGAAGAAGAAUUCAUUAUCGCAACGCCACACGAGGAUCGAUUCGCUGCAUACAAGGGAAUGAUCACGUGUCUCCGGUCGUUUGGAUCUCACCACGACGCGUUUAUUGUUGGGAUGUGCCAAGGCAUCGCUCGUGCAUUCGUCGCACGGGCGCUCGAAUGGGCAAAGAGUUAUGGCGGAGAUGCGAAACCGUUCAAGAAAGUCUUUCUCAACGUCGUUAAAGACAAUGUCCUAGCCCGGCGCGUCUACGAAAAGUGUGGCUUUGUCGCAUAUGAGGAAACAGAGAACCAAAGGGAGACACGCUACGUUCACGAAAUUGAGAUCAAAUGA
This is a messenger RNA of Serendipita indica DSM 11827, 930 nucleotides long. Lineage: Eukaryota; Fungi; Basidiomycota; Agaricomycetes; Sebacinales; Serendipitaceae. The record is from the annotation of a GenBank genome assembly.